AUGGGUGCGCUUGGGAAUCUGAUCCCCUUGGUGAUUCUCUUCGCCUUCGUAGGCGGCGCCGCAUACAUCGGCUACCAGAUGUACCUCUACGCCAACGAGCUCGCCGACCGCGGCGUCAAGAAGAUGGAGAAGAAGAACGUCGUCUUCACCAAGGACGGCAUGAAAGUCGGCGUCAAGGAGGUGCGGUCGGAGGAGUACGCGGAUAAGACGCAGAGGUGA
Mytilinidion resinicola is the source of this 219-nucleotide messenger RNA. RefSeq lists its product as uncharacterized. The transcript has 2 exons. The coding region runs from base 1 to 219 and encodes 72 amino acids. The record is from RefSeq and is a predicted model, not a curated record. Lineage: Eukaryota; Fungi; Ascomycota; Dothideomycetes; Mytilinidiales; Mytilinidiaceae.